ACCGUAAAUACAUACAUAUACAUACACAUAUUUAAUUGUGGGUGUAGUAUAUAAAUUCAUGCGUCUCAUCAAGGGCCUUCAGUUGCUUCUAGAUUACCAUGUUUUGAUACUGUCCUUACUCAAGAACCCCCAGUACGAAGAGUCAUUUCAAAUUGACCACAAAAUUCAAAUAAAAAAAGUGCAUCAAUAAAUAAAUAAACGAUUUGUGUGCUGGUGAUUUCCCAAUCACGAAAAUGAAGUUUUCAUUCAUUUAUUUAACACUCAGUCUUAUAAUUUCUUCCGGAGUGAGUGCUAAAUUUACAGACGGGCAGUAUGAAUCAGCGCCGCACAUAAUCGUCUUCAUGGUGGAUGAUUUGGGAUGGAAUGACGUGAGUUUCCAUGGAUCGAGUCAAAUUUUCACACCAAAUAUCGACGCGCUGGCUUACAAUGGAAUAAUAUUAAAUAGACACUACACAUUACCAUCAUGUACGCCUACGAGGGCCGCAUUUUUGUCGGGAAAAUAUCCAGUACGCAUGGGAAUGCAAGGUGAGGGAAUAAUGGGCGGUGAACCACGUGGAUUACCACUUAACGUAAGAAUACUACCAGAGCAUCUUCGAGAUCUUGGAUACUCGCCGAAACUUAUCGGCAAGUGGCACCUGGGUUUCCACACAAAGCAACACACCCCUUUGCACCGUGGGUUCGAUCACUUCUUAGGGUUCUACAACAGCCAUAUUGCUUACUACGACUACAAAUAUUCACAAGGAAAUAUGAGUGGAUUCGAUCUGCACCGUGGCGACAAUCCCGCUUACGAUAUUCAUGACCAAUAUGCCACCGAUUUAUUUACCGAAGAAGCUGUCCGUGUAAUUGAGCACCAUGAUCCUAUAAAUCCACUGUAUCUUCAGCUGAGUCACCUUGGAGUACAUGCGCCAUUGGAAGUUCCGAUAGACAGCGCGUAUUUGGAAGACUUUGCGCACAUUCGCGAGCCGAAUCGCCGCAACUAUGCUUUGAUGGUUUCACGGUUAGAUGAGUCAUUAGGUCGCGUAGUAGCAGCUCUGGGUGACAAAAAUAUGAUAAAAAAUAGUAUAAUAAUAUUUAUGACUGACAACGGAGCACCGACUAUCGGAAAGUAUCGCAAUUCAGGUUCCAAUUGGCCACUGAGAGGUACCAAGUAUACGUUGUACGAGGGUGGAGUGAGAGGUGUAGCAGCAGUUUGGUCUCCUCGAUUGCACGCAAUGGCUCGUGUGUCCAACAAUCUGAUGCACGUCACCGACUGGCUACCGACUUUAUACUCAGCAGCUGGUGGAAACGUCGCUGAUUUGGGUGAAAUCGAUGGCGUUGACCACUGGCCGCAUUUGAGUCAGGGUAAAGAUAUUCCUCGGGAGUCGCUUUUGCUGAACAUCGACGAGGUUUCGAAAACCGAAGGAGCAAUCAAACGGCGGUUUAAAUUAGUCAGGGGUGCUUACAAACGCGGUUACUAUGAUCAGUACUACGGCGAGUCGGGAAGAAAUCAUGACACGCAGUCUUAUAAUUAUACUUUGGUACACAGCAGCGUUGUUUCUUCGGCUAUCAGCGCUCAUUUGGGAGAUCCAAUGACCCAACCGAGCGCCAUGACUCAUCUACGGGAACAAGCGACUGUUUUAUGCAAACGAAAGAGUACUUUUUCUUACUGCAAUGAAACAGAGUGUCUAUUUGACAUUGUUAAUGAUCCUUGUGAGGCAACAAACAUUGCAAAACAAUAUCCAAAGAUUGUCUCAGAGCUGGACAUGAUCCUGGAAAAAUACGGCAGUUUAUUAGUGAAACAGCCCAGACUUCCAAUUGACGGAAUGGCCGAUCCUAGAAGACGAAACAACACCUGGGGUCCGUGGCUGGACUAUGGAAUGAUAACCGGUCUCUACGGUUACAAUUAUAAUGCAGCAGCCGCAGUCAGUACCUUAGCAGUGUGUGUUCAUAUUGGCAUGGCUUUACUUAUUGUCAGUAUGAGUGCAUUCAUUUGACUCAAACUGUCUGUGGUCAUGAGUUUUUACAAUAAAAUAAAUUAAAAUAAAAAAACUCCUUCCGACAAAUAACUUUUUUUUAAAUAUUUAGGUAACAAGUACGUCAAUUAUUCACUAAUAAUCAAAAUAGAUGCAAGAGAGUAAUUAAAAUAUAGUUUUAUCUUAUCAUCGAUUAUUUUUAAUAACUUAAUCCGCUGAUAUUUUUUAUCAUAUUGAUUUUUUUUUGUACGUAAAUUUAUUUAUUUUUAAUUUUAUAUAUAUCUAUAUAUAUACUGUAAUAAUAAUUGGUGUACCGAUUAAGUCGAUUUCACUUUCAAGUUUAAAAUUUAAGACACAUAUAUAUUAAGAUAAUUGUAAAUAUAUAAAACCAGUUCUAUGUAACCCUGAGUUUUCAAUAUAGAAUCCUUGAUCAACGAAUGAUAUUUUAUUUAUUUUUA
This is a messenger RNA of Microplitis mediator, 2410 nucleotides long. RefSeq names its product arylsulfatase B-like. NCBI's taxonomy places the organism in Eukaryota, Metazoa, Arthropoda, Insecta, Hymenoptera, Braconidae. The record is from RefSeq and is a predicted model, not a curated record. Bases 234 to 1973 code for a protein of 579 amino acids. The transcript is spliced from 7 exons.